CCUCCGUGCCGCUCCCGCCCCCCGCCGCCGCCUCUCCUCGCCGGCCUCCCCGAUGCUGAGGGAUGGAUAGAGCGGCUGCCCUGCGAGCCGCCGGCAUGCUGGAGAGGAAGGAGCGGGGCGGCGGCGAGGCGGCGGCGCGGGGAGCCGUGCGGAGCACGCUGCAGCAGUGCGGGCUGCUGCAGGACCUCAUCGACAUCUCGCUCUCCAACCUGCGCGGGCUGCGCACCAAGUGCGCCGCGUCCAACGACCUCACCCAGCAGGAGAUCCGCACCCUGGAGGUGAAACUGAUUGACUACAUCCACAGACAGCGGCAGUGCAAGCUGAGCGUGCCCCUCAACGACCGGACAGCAGAGCUCAACAGCUACCCGAGAUUCAAUGACUGGUUAGACAUUGUCAACGUGAGGAAAGAAGUUGUACAGCGAAUACCAGAGGAGCUAACCUUAGAUGCCUUACUAGAAAUGAAUGAGUCAAAAGUGAAAGAAACAAUGAAGAGAUGUGGUGCCAGAGAUGAGGAGUGUUCCAGACUCAAUGGCGCACUGAGCUGCUUACGGAAGGUGACUGAAUCAGGUGGGGAGUUAAAAGACGAUCUGCUGGUGAAUCUUUCUGAGGCACGCCGAGAGAACAGCUCUGCAAACACCACCGAAUCCCCCUGCACCUCUGUGCCUGCAUGGACUCCCUCUGCACUGCACCUUCCCAAGGGCAACAGCCAGCAGGCACGUUCAGUGUCAGUAUCUACAAUCCCAUCUUCAGAUUCUCUUGCCUCAAGUCAUGGAACUUCUAUCUGUGCAGAAAACCUCCUGGACCCCUUUGCGUUCCCCACACACAGUGGAAGGUUAACACCAAGGACUCCUCACAGCAUCACCAUCACUCCACCAACCACUCCUCAAGCCAAGAGGCGGCAUAAGUUGAAGCCACCGCGGACUCCUCCUCCCCCUUGCCGGAAGGUUUUUCAGCUGCUACCAAACUUUCCAACCCUCACAAGGAGCAAGUCUCAUGAGUCACAGUUGGGAAACAGGAUAGAUGAAGUUCCUCCAAUAAAGUUCGAACUGUCCCAAGGAUCCCCUCAAACAGUACGAAGAGACUUUGGCUUAGCAGUAACACACAGGUUCUCUACAAAGUCUUGGUUAUCUCAGAUUUGCCAAGUCUGUCAGAAAAGCAUGAUGUUUGGAGUGAAGUGUAAGUACUGCAGAUUAAAAUGUCACAACAAAUGUACUAAAGAGGCACCUGCUUGUAGAAUAUCCUUCCUUCCCAUAACAAAAAUAAGAAGAACAGAGUCUGUCCCUUCUGAUAUCAACAAUCCAGUAGACAGACCAACAGAACCACAAUUUGGAACUCUUCCCAAAGCACUAACUAGAAAGGAGCAUCCACCAGCAAUAAAUCAUCUGGACUCUAGCAGUAAUCCUUCUUCUACAACCUCAUCCACACCAUCUUCUCCAGCACCUUUCCAGUCUUCCAACCCUCCCAGUGCAACACCUCCCCCAAACCCAUCUCCUAUGGGCCAGAGGGAUGGACGAUUUAAUUUCCCAGCUGCCUACUACAUUCAGCAUAGACAACAAUUUGUCUUCCCAGAAAUUCCCAGUCCUGCACAAACAGCACAGCCUCCAGAAACAGCUGCAGACACUAACACUGAUCAACAGCCAGACAUGGUUGGAGUUGAAUGUGAAGCAGAGGUGGAAGAACCAGAGAAUAACAAAUCAGAACCUGAAGAUGAUGAGGAUGAGGUGGAAGAUCUGCCACACAGACGGCCGUACUUGCAAGGGAUGAUUUACCGCAAACCUAGCCAGACAAGUGUCUACCUACAAGAAUGGGACAUUCCCUUCGAACAGAUUGAACUGGGGGAUCCUAUUGGCCAAGGGCGGUGGGGGAAGGUUUACAAGGGCAAAUGGCACGGGGAGGUGGCCAUCAGGCUGCUGGAAAUCGAUGGGAACAAUCAGGAUCAUCUCAAGCUCUUUAAAAAGGAGGUCAUGAACUACAGGCAGACUCGGCAUGAGAAUGUGGUGCUUUUUAUGGGAGCAUGCAUGCACCCUCCUCAUUUAGCAAUCAUUACCAGCUUCUGCAAAGGAAGGACGCUUCACUCGUUUGUAAGGGACCCCAAGAUAUCCCUGGAUAUUAACAAGACCAGGCAGAUAGCGCAGGAGAUCAUUAAGGGCAUGGGUUAUCUUCAUGCAAAGGGGAUUGUGCAUAAGGAUCUGAAAUCCAAGAAUGUUUUCUACGACAAUGGGAAAGUUGUGAUCACUGAUUUUGGAUUAUUUGGAAUCUCGGGUGUGGUUCAGGAAGGAAGGAGGGAGAAUGAAUUGAAGCUGCCUCAUGACUGGUUGUGCUACCUGGCCCCUGAAAUUGUGCGUGAGAUGGCUCCUGGGAAAGAUGAAGACAAGCUGCCUUUCUCCAAAGCUGCAGAUAUCUAUGCCUUUGGGACAGUGUGGUACGAGCUCCAAGCAAGAGAAUGGCCUUUCAAGAACCAGGCUGCAGAGGCACUCAUCUGGCAGAUUGGAAGUGGUGAAGGAGUGAAACAAGUCCUUGCAACUGUUAGUUUGGGGAAAGAAGUCAAUGAAAUUCUCUCGGCAUGCUGGUCAUUCAAUCUCAGCGAUAGGCCCAGCUUCACUGUCCUCAUGGAUAUGCUGGAAAAACUGCCAAAACUGAAUCGUCGGCUCUCCCACCCAGGGCAUUUCUGGAAGUCUGCUGACAUUAACAGUAGCAAAGUUGUCCUGCGUUUUGAAAGAUUUGGCUUGGGAAUCCUGGAACCAAGUAAUCAAAAGCUAUAGAGUGGUGUGUGAUUGCCUUAUGAUAAUGUUGUCUGCCUCCUUACGCAAAGCAUCAGAAAUCUUCCCGGACUCUUCCCAGCUCAGACUGGUGCAGCUACAGCUGAAAAGCACCUGACCGUCAGCGCACAGUCCUCGGUCGCUGGCAAAGCCCGAGUUCUGCCCGAGCACCAGCAGUUCUUUAAAGAAUGUUUACAGGAUACUUCUGUGCGAACUAUUUUUUUUAAAUGUAAUAAACAGCAAAUCAAAUUUAACUACAGCCAUUCUCAGCUAGCACUGAAAAUAAGAACUGUUUCUAGUUUCUUCUUUUGUCUGUGGUAGAGAGGAGCUGUCUUCUGCUGUCAGAGCGUUUGCGUUCCCUGAGAGAAGUAGAAGUGGCUUGUUUUGGAAUGGCAGUGCAGCUGGAACAAGGGCCACAGUUCCAGAUCCAUUUUAACCUUAAUGCAGUUUUCUGUCACUCUGUUGCAUUGUGCCUGGCCCAGGCCCCUGCUGGAGCUCUGAGGUUGGUUUCAGCAGGGCUGGGCUGAGCGCCUGGCUGCCUCGGCUGGAGCUGCACCAGGACAGAUCUGCUCCCGCUAGAGUUCCUGAGUGUGUAGGGGCUGCGUCUCAAAUAAAGACCCAAGCACUGUUCUAAACAGAACUUGGUAAAAGCUGCUUGUUCUCAUACAAUCCUGGAGAAAGCUUAAGACUUGUUUGGCUUCAAAGAAAUAACACCCUGCCUUGUUACAGCUCUGCUCACAGUGGCUGGCUUCUGCUUUUGAAGAUUAGGCACAGCAAGUUCUCAUCCCUUGAACUAGCAGCAUUUCUGGAAAUUUAACCAACAGCCUUGUCUCACUGUCCCAUCACCACUAUAGAUGUAGGAGACAAGGCUUUUUCCAGAGCUGCAGGGAGAGAGACCAGACAACAGAAAACACCAUCCCUAAUGAACGCAUUAGAUAAGGUCUCCAUGCAUGGAGUUUGUUAAGAGAUUUGGAGUCAUCCCCCCACUGGUGCUGGCUCCUAGAGGCAGUCAUGUUGAAGUGUGCAAGCCAUUGGCUUUAAAAAAUUUAGCACUAAAACCAGUUGGUUUGGGGAAAUCUAAGAAUAAACCAAGACCCAACAAGAUUUCUGUCAGAGGACUCGACUUAACCCAACAGCUCAGACUUGUUCCAAAGGUAAAUGUUAAGAAUUAAAGACCACCCCAUGUCCCCGCUCUAACACGCGAUGUGGAGGUUAUAAAGGACACGUCCUGUUACCACAUCUAAGGUGACAGAUGCAUUGUCCCACAUGCGAAGAAAUUGCAAAUGGCUCCCUCACGCCUCCUGUUCAUAUUCCUCAGCCUUCUGCCAGCCAGGGUAGUGGGAGAACCCUCAUUAUAUGCUGAGCAGUCAGAUCCUUUCUGGCUUGUACUUCAUUUAGUUGAGAUGGGAAGUCACCAAAGGUCAUUUCUCCAGCAGCAUGUGUGUGUUACACCUCCCCUCUUUCACCAUCCUCACAAGGGUGUGACAUGAGGGUCAGUGCUGGAGCCCUGGGUAAGGCAGGCAAGGUGACAAGGCACUCAGUUUGGCUGCUUUUGGGUGGAUGACUGCCGUAGAAAAUAAGCAGCAAAAUAAAUCCCCAAGUUCUGUUGAGCAGAGCCCUUCACUCCUACCACAUGCAAGCCAGUUGCCUUCUCUUACAAAUGUUUUGGCAGGGUGAGUGUGUGUCUCAUAUAAAAGAAGAGAUGGGUUAGGGUAGCUGAGCGGGGCAUUGCAGUACUCUUGACCUCCUUCCUCUCUCCCAACUUUAUAAAGCAAAUACCGCCCCCUCCCCUCCAGUGAUGCUGGAACCCCAUGGUUCUCUCCGGCACUCCCUACUGCUGGUUAUCCCUCAAUAAUUUUGUGUCAGCAGCUUUAAGCAGAAGUUGUUUUCCCAGCAAGUACUGCUGAAACAGCAACAGCACAACACCAGCCUAAAGCAGGGAGAACUGUGCUUCCUUGCACCACCACCAUUACAAACCAUCAGCCCAAACCCCUCUUGAGGUGUCCCAGGGCAUCGCGCCUUGGAGAGGAGCCAAAGUGCAAAGCGCUGCUCCGCAGCCUGCAGUUCUGAACAGCCUCACUGUGUCUGAGGCGACCACCUUGCUGUGCUGCUCACUAUUGAUUUCUGCAGUCUGGAAAGCUGGGGCACCCAGAGCUUCUCAGUGUGGGAACCAGUCACCCAACUCGCAGACGGAGCGCGUUUCCUUGCCUGUUCAAUAGUAACCCUACACCUGCCCUCAACUGUAAUCCCAACACCAUCUGUGAAGAAUUUCCACUCACAGAGCUGCACGUCUCCUGCUCCUCAGCCAGGCUUCCUUGCCCAUCCCAACAGGGCUGCGUGCCUGGAACCUGGCCUCCUGUCAUGCUCCGCUUUAUCAUGUGCUAAGUGUGAAUGGGAAACUCAUCCUGACUGGGAAUACUGCCCUACUGCUCCUUUCCUGGGCACAGGAGGGGCUCCAAACCUGCCUCUCAUCAUGAGAGUUGGGAUUCUCAUUUGACCUGACCUUGGGUUUGUGUUUAACACCCAUAAAUUGCUCUUGAAAGCAAACCCCAGCCUCCUGGCCCCAGUUGAGAGAGAGGGGCAGAGAGGAGAGGCUCAUUGUUGUCUCAGGGGUGAGUUUGUUUUAAUCAGUUGGUGUUAGACACACGGAACUCGGCCAAUCCCCAUGGGGUUGUACAGCUGGGAGGAGAGUGGAGCACUUAGCCCUCACUACGCUGCAACCCAAGCGGCUGGCACUGGGCUGCACUGUUGAGGGGCACACGUCUUGUCCCUCUGUAUGCCGUGCACAGGUGGAAAGCACAGGAAGCCCACACCAUUUUAGAGUUGUAAAUGUGAAGCUGGCUGUACAAUGCUGCUACUAAAGCCACACAUCAGUAGUGAAUGUAAAUGGAGUCUGUAACACGGUGAAAACGGACACGGUUUCUUUUCAAAUGUGAUGUAAAAUUUGUACAGUAAAAAAAUUUUUUUUUUAUAUUUUCUAUCAACUGAGUGUCUUCCAGAAUUGCUAUUAAAUUAAUUAAAAAUUGUUAGUAUUAACGACAGUUUCUGUAUUAGUUUAUGCAACCAGAAAAAAAUAAAAGAAGAAGAAAAAAAAGAGUGCACUCUAUACUAAUGAGAUUCUGGCUAUGUAGGAACCUUUUCGGUGAAUAAAUCUUU
Messenger RNA from Cuculus canorus (common cuckoo), 5915 nucleotides. It is a transcript of the gene KSR1, whose product is annotated as kinase suppressor of ras 1. Gene Ontology annotation, biological process: Ras protein signal transduction; protein phosphorylation. NCBI's taxonomy places the organism in Eukaryota, Metazoa, Chordata, Aves, Cuculiformes, Cuculidae. The record is from RefSeq and is a predicted model, not a curated record. Gene Ontology annotation, molecular function: protein kinase activity; ATP binding. Gene Ontology annotation, cellular component: endoplasmic reticulum; membrane; cytoplasm. The transcript has 20 exons. The coding region runs from base 63 to 2762 and encodes 899 amino acids.